Molecule: messenger RNA, 269 nt
Organism: Paramecium pentaurelia
Lineage: Eukaryota; Ciliophora; Oligohymenophorea; Peniculida; Parameciidae
Source: the annotation of a GenBank genome assembly
AUGGAUUUGCUCAUAAGCUAUUUAGGGACAAGUAAUUGGAUUAGAUGCAUAAUUUUGAAUAAUGAUGAAGAUCUUUUUAUAUCAAGUAGUUUUGAUACGUCUUUUCAGUUUUGAGGUAAAGAAAAGAGUGGAUCUGUUAAUAAAUAAUCACAGACCAUAGUAGUGAUGUUCAUCAAUUAAGUUUGAAUGAAAAGCAAAUUUAAGGCAUCUCUUGGGAAUCUCAUAAAUUAAUAUCACUAAUUGAGUAAUCAGAAAGUGAUAAUAUAUGA